AUGGAGCCUGUCACUGUGGUCGGCUUAAUUGCCAGCAUCAUCCCGAUCAUUAAUGCUACUCAGAAGGCUAUCAAAUACCUCAACGAUGUAAAGGAUGCUCCUAAGGAUCGGGCGAUGCUUGCCCGGGAGGCUACCAAUCAAUUAGCGCUUCUUACGGAUUUGAGAUACAGGGUAGAAGAGGCGAAGUCGACGGAGCCCUGGUUCACUGGAGUUCGUUCGCUCGGUUCAGAAGGGGGACCAUUGACGCAAUUUCAAGAGGCCAUGGAGAAGCUGGCAAUGAAACUGAAACCCGAGAGCGGACUGAGAAAGCUUGGAAAGACACUGGUUUGGACCCUUGAUAAGAAUGACAUUCAUCACGUACUGUCCAAAAUCGAGCGACUAAAGACGCUGGUCGGUUUUGCUCUACAGGAUGAUCAAUUUAAAUUGUCUCUGGCAAUCAAAGACGAUCUCACCGAUGUGAAAGACCACAUGCUCGAGAGUAAAAAGGGCAUCACCAAGCUGAAACAAAGACAUGAAGACCUUGAGUACAAGGAGAUCAUGGCCUGGAUAUCAAGUCUAAACUUUUCCAGCAAACAGAAUGACUUUUUCAGUCGACGCCAGGAAGGAACAGGGGAAUGGCUAUUGGGAGACGGCUCAUUCCAGAAGUGGUUACAUGCGGACCGGGGAGUUCUGUGGUGUCCUGGGCUCCCGGGCGCCGGCAAGACUAUUCUCGCAUCAAUUGUCGUAGACUACCUCAAUCAGCGCUUUGAACGAGAGAAUGUCGCUAUAGCAUACAUCUAUUGCAACUAUAAAGAACAGGAGGAUCAAACAGCCCCUAAUCUCAUUGCAAGCCUGUUCCAGCAGUUGAUUCGGAGAAAUCAUCCAAUAUCUGACGAAAUCCGAUCACUCUGCAACCAGCAUAGGGAAGAGGGGACUCGUCCUACAGUUGGUGAAUGGUCCAAGUUGAUCCAAUCAGAAGUCAGCCGCCUUUCAGGGGUUUUCAUCAUUAUCGAUGCUCUCGAUGAGUGCCCUGAAAGUAAGGGCAUUCGAGAUAACUUUCUGGCCGAGAUCCGAAAACUGGAACAAAGUACACACCUCUUAGUUACGUCGAGGCAUAUCUCAUCCAUCGAGAGAGAGUUUGAGACGGCUUCACGCCUGGAAAUCCGUGCGACUGACGAAGACGUUAGAAGAUAUGUCGAAGGCCGGAUUAACAGUGAAGUCCGAUUGAAGCGCCACGUCAAUGCUGCUCCCGACUUAGGGUCGUCCAUUACAAGCACUGUUGUACAGAAAGCCAAGGGAAUGUUUCUGCUGGCCCAGCUACAUAUGGACUCUCUGGCAAAGAAACACAAUCGCAGGGAUGUUCGCGAUGCGUUAGAUAAACUGCCAAGAGAGCUAGACGAGACAUACCAUGAAGCUUUGCAGCGGGUUCGGAGCCAGGAUGAAGAAGAUGUCCGGUUGGCUGAACGAGUCUUAUACUGGAUAUCAUAUGUUUUCACGCCGCUAACUGUUCCACAAAUCCAGCACGCCCUGGCUGUACAAGCCGGAGAUCCAGACCUCGACGAAGACGCUUUUCCGGACGAGGAUCUUUUGGUUUCCGUGUGCGCUGGUUUGGUCACAGUGGAGCAAGGAAGCAACAUAAUCCGUUUGGUGCACUAUACUACUCAGGAAUACUUUGAACGAAUCCGAAGGACCCAGUUUCCGGAUGCUCAAAGGAAUAUCGCAAUAAGAGGAAAUGGAGUGCCGGUUGCACAGGUACCCUUCCUUAGGUACGUUGGCGUAUACUGGGGCGACCAUACUCGCGACGCGAUGGAACAGUCGGUCAAAGAUCUUACUUGGAACUUUCUUGGGCGUCCUAUACCAGUAAUUUGCUGCAACCAGGUCUUGCAUUUUGUAAAAUAUCAACAUUUUUACUCUGGCCACAGCGUCGCGAAGACGAGUAGAUGGUGCGCCGUUGCAACUUUCGGCCUAGUAGAAAUAGUGCAGUUGUUGCUGGAUGAGGGAAUCGACGUAGAUACAAAGGAAUACUCAGGAAUGACGCCACUGCACUUGGCAUCCCAGAGCGGACAGGAGGCAAUGGUACAAUUGCUGUUGGAGAAAGGGGUCAAUCCAGCCGAGAGAGAUUUCCACGAACAAACAGCUUUGCAUAUAGCAGUUCAGAAUGGGCACGAGGCAGUAGUGAAGUUGUUGCUCGAGAAUGGGGCAGAAGUUGACAUGAAGGAAGCGAAGAGUUUUCUCUAUUCACCGCCCUUGCAUUACGCGGUCUUUAGAAAACAUGAAGCUAUAAUGCGACUUUUGCUUGAGAAAGGGGCAGACACCAAUGCAAGAGAUUGGGAAGGGAACGCAGCAUUGCAUCAGGCGGCUCAAAGAGGAGAUGAAGUUAUAGUGCGACUAUUGCUUGAGAAAGGGGCAGACAUCAAUGCAAGAGAUAAGAAAGGGAACAGAGCAUUGCAUCAGGCGACUCGGAGAGGAGAUGAAGUUAUAGUGCGACUAUUACUUGAAAAAGGGGCAGAUAUCAAUGCAAGAGAUGGGGAAGGGGACACAGCAUUACAUAAAGCAGCAGGGUGGGGAUACAAGAUAAUGGUGAGAUUACUGCUAGAGAAGGGAGCUGAGGUUAAAGAGAAAGAUGGAAAUGGAAGAAGUGCACUGUAUUUAGCAGUUGCAUUUAAUCACGAGGCUGUGGUGAGAUUGUUAUUGGAACAUACUGGUGAGCAGUCAAAGUCUGAGAAGUGGCUGGCAACAGCACAACUUCGGAGUGCAGUUGACAGCGGAGAUAAGACAGCAAUACAAUUUUUGCUGGAGAAAGGAGCCGACAUCAAUAUGGUGUGUGUGCCUGCACACUCCUUACUGCACCUGGCUAUUGCGCGAGAGAAUAGGGCGGUAGUGGAGCUGCUGAUGGAGAACGGAAUUAAUAUCGCUGCAAUAGAUGAAGAAGGGAGAACAGCUCUCCAUUGGGCGGCAGCACGAGGGGUUGAGACCGUGGUACAGCUUCUACUAGAGAAUGGGGCCGACAUCACUGCGGAGGAUCAUCGCAAAAUGACAGCAUUACACUGGGCAGCAGAAGGAAAUUAUGAGCCGGUGGUGCGGCUGCUACUGAAAAAGGGGGCCAGUGCAAAUGCGGAGGAUGAAGUUGGACGUUCAGUGCUGAUCUCCGCGAUGAGAAGUCAUCCUACAGAAUAUUCAGAUGACUGGAUGAUACUUGGUGGAGUCAGAGAGAUCACUGAGAAGGCACGAAAGCCGGUAGUCGAAUUACUACUAGAAAAUGGAGCGGAGACAUCCGUGAAGACUAAGGAUGGCGAGACGGCGUUACAUUAUGCCAUGAGACUCCCUUUGAAUCAGCGAGCAGAAGUGGAAGUUGUGCAGCUGCUUCUUGAGAAAGAGAUUGAUAUCACUGCAAGGGAUAUCUUUGGAGAGACAGCCCUAUCUAUUGCGGCUGAGCAUAAUGAUGAAGCAGCGGUCCGGCUAUUACUUGAACAUGGGGCUGACGUCAAUACGAGGCAUUGGUUUGGAGAUGAAUUUGUUGGAGAGAUGACCCCCCUCCACCUAGCUGCGGACUGUGGAAGUGAGGCAGUAGUAAGACUCCUACUUGAAAAGGGAGCAGACAUCAAUGCGAAGGACGAGGUUGGAGAGGGAGCACUAGUGACAGCUGUUAGAGCGAGGAGGGAAGUGAUAGUAGAGUUAUUACUUGAAAAGGGAGCAGACAUUAAUGCGGUGAAAGAGUAUGGCAAGGGAGUACUAGCGACAGCUGUUAAAGCAGGGAAGGAAGUGAUAGUAGAGUUAUUACUUGAAAAGGGAGCAGACAUCAAUGCGGAGAAUGAGAAUGAAGAGGGAAUACUGGCGAUAGCUGCUAGAGCAGGGAAGGAAGUGAUAGCAGAGUUAUUACUUGAAAAGGGAGCAGACAUCAACACAAAACAUGGCUGUCGGGAAGGGACUGCGCUGCACCACGCGGCUUCUGAGGGUUGUGUGAAUAUGGCGCAGUAUCUGCUCAAGAGGGGGGCAGAUAUUAACGCGGAGGAUGAGGAUGGGCGCACGGCACUGGAUUGGGCAUCUGACGCAGGACAUGAAAUGAUGGUGCUCUUCCUUACUCCGCUGACUUCAAACUCGUAA
Endocarpon pusillum Z07020 is the source of this 4083-nucleotide messenger RNA. RefSeq lists its product as uncharacterized. The record is from RefSeq and is a predicted model, not a curated record. Gene Ontology annotation, molecular function: protein binding. NCBI's taxonomy places the organism in Eukaryota, Fungi, Ascomycota, Eurotiomycetes, Verrucariales, Verrucariaceae. The transcript is spliced from 7 exons. Bases 1 to 4083 code for a protein of 1360 amino acids.